Molecule: messenger RNA, 4749 nt
Organism: Jaculus jaculus (lesser Egyptian jerboa)
Lineage: Eukaryota; Metazoa; Chordata; Mammalia; Rodentia; Dipodidae
Gene: Kif24
Product: kinesin family member 24
Exons: 13
Coding region: 154-4215 (1353 amino acids)
Biological process (GO): microtubule-based movement
Molecular function (GO): ATP binding; microtubule motor activity; microtubule binding
Source: RefSeq, a predicted model, not a curated record
GGCCGCCGUCGGAGGCUCGCGAGUUGACAGGGCGCUCCGGUUGCGAGGCUAGGGACUGUCUCCAGACGGCGUCAUUUUCUGCUGUCCUCAGAGAGGGUUGGCCGAGGAGGAGUUCCGAAGCCCCCAAGAGUUUACAAACGCUUAUUCCUCAGAAUGGCAUCCUGGUUAUAUGAAUGUCUUUGUGAAGCUGAACUUGCACAGUAUUAUCCUCAUUUUAUUGCGCUUGGUCUUCAGAAAGUAGAUGAAUUAGCCAAGGUUACAAUGAAGGACUACUCCAAAUUAGGAGUCCAUGACAUGAACGACCGCAAACGUCUCUUCCAACUUAUUAAAAUCCUUAAGAUUAUUCAGGAGGAAGAUAAAGGAAUCAGUAGUCUAGAGCAUCAUCCUCAGACAAGCAGCCAGUACCCCAAGCCUCCGGAAUUCAGAUCUGGUCCUCGCAGACAACUGCAUUUUGAUUCUCCUGCUGACAGCCAAGAUAAAACUGCUGCCAAUGAAAUGUACAAUUUAUUAGAUUUUUCUGUAAAUGAGCAGACGUCUACUUACCUAAAAACACUGGAACACAUGCUACCAGAUGAUUCCCAGUGCCAUACAAAAACAAAGAACCUGAAUACCUCAGCUUCUGCUGCUUGUCUUCAAACAGAAACUAUCACUUCACUCUUUUCAUCAAAUCACUUCUCUCCCAAACUAGGAAAUGGUGAUAUUCCCACUAUUCAGAGAGUCUCUCAUGUUUCGGGGUAUAACUAUGGAAUCCCUCAUUCUUGUGUCAGACAGAACACCUCCGAGAAUCCUUGGACGGAGAUGGAGAAAAUCAGAGUUUGUGUUCGAAAACGGCCUCUAGGUGUAAGGGAGGUACGUCGUGGAGAAAUCAAUAUUAUUACUGUAGAAGACAAAGAAACUCUACUUGUGCAUGAAAAAAAAGAAGCAGUUGACCUCACACAAUAUAUUCUUCAGCACGUUUUUUAUUUUGAUGAAGUUUUUGGCGAAGCAUGUAGUAAUCGAGAUGUGUACCUGAAGACUACUCAUCCACUCAUUCAGCAUAUUUUCAACGGGGGCAAUGCUACUUGCUUUGCAUAUGGACAAACAGGCGCUGGGAAAACCUAUACCAUGAUAGGAACUCAUCAGAACCCAGGAUUGUAUGCUCUAGCUGCCAAAGAUAUUUUCAGGCAACUAGAAGUGUCCCAGCCAAGAAAGAACCUCUUUGUGUGGAUCAGCUUCUAUGAAAUCUACUGUGGACAACUUUAUGACCUUCUAAAUAGAAGAAAAAGGCUCUUUGCAAGAGAGGAUAGCAAGCAUGUGGUACGGAUAGUAGGACUCCGAGAGCUCCAGGUGGAUAGUGUGGAGCUCCUCUUACAGGUGAUUUUAAAGGGCAGCAAGGAGCGCAGCACUGGGGCCACUGGAGUUAAUGCAGACUCCUCCCGGUCCCAUGCUAUCAUCCAAAUUCAGAUCAAAGAUUCAGCCAAAAGGACAUUUGGCAGGAUCUCGUUUAUUGACCUGGCUGGCAGUGAAAGAGCCACAGAUGCCAGGGACUCAGACAGACAGACAAAGAUGGAAGGUGCAGAAAUAAACCAGAGUCUUUUGGCUCUUAAGGAGUGUAUCCGAGCACUGGACCAGGAGCAUACUCAUACUCCCUUCAGGCAAAGUAAAUUAACCCAGGUCUUGAAGGACUCUUUCAUUGGCAAUGCUAAAACUUGUAUGAUUGCCAACAUCUCACCAAGCCAUGUGGCAACUGAACACACGCUGAAUACCUUGCGCUAUGCUGACCGGGUCAAAGAACUAAAGAAAGGCAUUAAGUGUUGCACUUCAGCUCCCAGUCGAAAUCGGACUUCUGGAAACUCCUCUCCAAAACGAAUUCAGAGCUCUCCAGCUGCCCUGUCAGGGGACAAAUGUUCUCCAAAAAAAGUUAAGCUGGGGCUUCAGCAAUCACUCACUGUGGCUCCUGGCUCAACAAGAGGGAAGGCCCACCCUCUGGCCUGUCACUCACCCAACAUCCCUUUUACCUCUGCACCUAAAACACCCGGUAAAAGGGGUGGCUCCAGAGGAAGUCCUUUACAAGAGUGUGCCAUGAAGGCUAGCCCUGUCAAAGAAACCAUGCGGUCUGGACAUUUGCCCAAAAAGAGUUCAGAAGAGUCAGUACCAUUGUGUCCUGAGAAAAAUCAAAUUGGCAACAAGACUGACCUUGGGUGGGUAAGUGGGGCCUCAGGCCCAGGAGAAGGCCUGAUGCAUGGCAAAGUACCUGCCAAGUAUAAAAAGGUUCAGACUGUACAACCAGUACAGAAGCAGCUGGUGUCCCGAGUGGGACUGUCCUUUGGCAAUAGCCUCCACUUAGCAGAGAACCAUCAGGUCAGCAAGGUAGGUACAGCUGCCAAGCUUGUUUCCGAAGCAUGGACAAACAUCCCUCUUCAUCAGAAGGAGAGAGAAGAGCAUUUGCGCUUUUAUCACCAGCAGUUCCAGCAACCACCUCUCUUCCAACAGAAGUUAAAAUAUCAACCACUAGAGAGAUUUUUAUGCCAACACAGGCCCCCUGAGAGUCAGCUCCAAAAUGAGACUGUCCCUCCCUCCCACCCUGCCUCUGAGAACCAUGGCGGGGCACAAGCGCAAGUGGAAGACCUUGACGACAGUGAUUUUAGUGAAGAUUCUUUUUCACAUUUUUCCAGUCACAGGACCACAAAGCGGAGGAGCACCCUGGAGAAGAGUGAAAGUUCAUUCUUUCUUCAUCAGAAUGGGGCAUCAGGUCCCGAAGAGCAGGUGGCACAAAGGCGGCAGUGUUUGCUUUUUAACUCCAGGACAGAUGGUGAUGAGAAGGAUCCAGCUGAAAGCUGGGUAUGUUCUGAGGGCCACAUGACAAGCCACAGAAGAGCAACAGUCAAUCAGAGCCACAGCCCAAGUGAGAUGUGCUUGGGCUGGAGCAAAGAGGAGGGCUCUGCCUCCUCAGUGCUUUCUCCUAGAGACAACCUGGAAGAGAAGCCUUCCUGCUCACAGGUAGACUUCAUGUACCACCAAAGAAGAGCCUUUGUCACACAAGAGGCCUUCAGAACUGAGGUUCCUGGACAGGCAGAAGGCAACUUGCUUUCCUCAGGAUGUGGCUUGUCUGCCUCACUAUCACACUCUGUAGUUUCCAGAGCUCCAGACCAAAGAGAUACAGUCCCCACACCACUGAAAGAAAUUAGUAAAGACAGCCCAACUCAGGUGCUAAAAACUGUGAAAAAUAGUACUCCUUUCCAGGAAGACUCUGGAGAGCAGUUAGGCACAUGCCCUGAAAAUGCUUCUGGACUUAUGGCUCCUCUCACUGUGUCCCUCUUAGAUACUCAAGAUGAACAGGACCCUUUUCCCUUGGAACAGCUGGCCCAGGAUGGAGCUGUGCAUGGUCUUAUGGCUGAGACCAUAGAAGAGCCAACUGUGGGCCACACGGUAUCUUAUGAUCAAGAGACAGCCUUGCCAGCAUCUUCAGCACCUGAGCACAUGUGGCUGUCCUCAUCUCCUCCUGAUAAUCAGCCUUGCUGUGAUCUACCAGCUCUGUCCCCAUCACCCAUUCAUCAGAACCCACCCAAAACACUGUCCAGCAGGGAGGCUGACUUGGGCAAGGCCUUCCAGAGCAGAAAGCCUGCACCUUUCCCCCAGAAAAAUAUGAACAGUGAGCAGUAUGAUUCAGAUGCUGUGGAGACUAGGCUAGGUGGUUCCUGGGCUUUCUCAGGAAAGCUCUCCACCUUAUGUACUAGGGAAUCUCAUUCAGGACCUUUCUUCACCUCACAUGCAGGAAGUAGUAAUAUAGCUGCCCAUCCCUGGGCACAGGAGACAAAAGAUCCUACAGGACUCAAUUGGCAAGAGCUUGGUUUGUCUACAGAACCCAUCAAGUUGCCCUGCUACAAUGGGGACAUUGCAUGCCUCAAAUGUGGGCCAAUCUCAAGGUGUUUAGCAUCACCAGACACUCCUCUGACCUCAAGCUACUCUUCUAAGACCUCAGAAACACUCUGUCCACCCACGCUGGAGCAGGCACAACAGAUGGUCAUCCGUGCACACCAGGAACAGCUGGAAGAAAUGGCCGAGUUGGGCUUCAAAGAAGAAGCUCUCAGAAGCCAACUGGCUUCUAAUGAUUUUGAAGAUUUUGUGACCCAGCUGGAUGAAAUCAUGGCUCUGAAAUCCAAGUGCAUUCAGAGUCUGAGAAGCCAGCUGCAGCUAUACCUCACCUGCCACAGGCCCACUGCAGGCAGCCCUUGAGAGAAAGGGUGUCUUAGGGAAAGCCUUACACUGGACAGACUGUUCUAGACUGUCUGGGGCUAGAAGAGGCUCCUGCCAGGUCCUCUGGGCACAUACUCCCUGUCCUGCCUUACCCCAGCCAGACAUGACCUAGGAUGGGCCUCAGAUACUCCUUCAAGAACAGGCUUCUCUCUCUCUCUCUCUCUCCAGCUUCAAGUUCUGGAGAAUCUGUAAAGAGAGAAGGGUCAAGCUGAGGAUCUUUAUGUCUACUCCUUUUCCUUGGGGUUUGAAAAGCAUUUCCUUUCCUGAGCCUGUGUCUGUAGGAAUACAUUUGGAUAUAAUUAACUCUGGAAUGUCCCUGAGCUUGAGGAUCCUCAGAGGAUGGCCAGUGAUAACCUGCAAGCCAGAGGUCACAAAUUAGGGAAGACAACAUAUUGACUUCUGUGCCUUUGUCUUCAAAGACUAACUGGUGCUUGGUGGGCAGCAGUGGGGUGAGUUCUCCCCACCACUAGAUCUUGGAAAUUUAAUUCUGGAAAAUAAAAUAAAUAAACCUUA